AAAUGAUAAAACCAAAACACGACUGAUAGCAAAAUAAAAAUAUAAUUUAAAGGAAUUUAAAUAUUAAAAGUAUCAAAAAAACUGAGUGUAGGAUCAUCAAAUGUGCCGAUAGUGUAAUAGGACCCAAAAUGACUAAGCACGAGACUAAAGCUGAGGCGGCAGAGUCGAACAGGAUGUGGGCGAGCGCCUCCUUCGUGGGUGUCCUCAUCAUCAUCGGCCUGCCGCUCUGGUGGAAGACCACGGAAGUCUACAGGGUAUCACUGCCAUAUGACAAGAUCAGCUCUUUCGACACUCUCUCGCACUCCAUAACGACUGAACUGACGGUGUUGGCCAACGAUGAAGCCACGGCGGCCGAGAUCGUCGGUCUUAUUGAGAACGAGUUCAAAGAUUCAGAUGUCAUCAAACUGAAGAUAUCAAAGCAAGUGAUAUCACAGCAACUGCAUUCAACCCUGAACUCCGUGGCUGAUGAGCACGAAGCCGUGGAAGAGGUGGCAGCAGUCUUCGACCUGGACCAGCAUAACAGCUUCUAUGUGGUGCAGAGGAAGCCGCUGUACCAGGACACCUGGCUCGCUGGAGAGAGGAUCAUGUUCUUUAGAGAUGCUAAAGCCUCCCGAACCGUAGUACAAGCCCUGAAACGCGUAGUCUACCAGACUUCAGUGCUAGAGGGUGCUAAGUCAGAGACAGCUGACGUGGCCCGUCAGACGAGGUUCCCGCCCGGUGGGGGGUAUCAUAUUGUGCUGUCCGUGGUGCAUCCGCGACCUGAUGCCUUGAAGGUCGAGCUUGAUGCUGGAGAGGCGGUGGAAGAUUACAUCGGAUCAUUUGUGGAUGAAUUGAGCGUGCUGCACAACUUUACUCUCAAGUCGCAGUGGCUGCAUCUCCUAGACUUCGACUUCCAAGCCAAACAGGUAAAAGAUACAAGCGAAUGGGGCCGCCACUUCGCCGUUCGCCAGGAUCGGCUGCACCUACUCCUCACCAAGCUGGAGGAACGAACUGCCACGCACGUGUCCGAGCUAGCGACCGUCAACCUGGCGCUAUAUGCCGUGCCCUGCCACACCGCGCCGCUCGUCAUAUACGAUAGUGCCGAUCAGAAAGUCCAGUCUCACGUGCAAGCAUUCAUGUCUCCGAAGUGGGGCGGCGUGGUGCUGGGCGGGCCGGGCGCCGCCGACUGCCGCGACGCCAGUCCCGCGUGGAGGCCCAACGUGAGGGUCGUCAUGGGCACCUUCAUAUCACAGCUCCGGAAACUGCUUGGGAUUACUGAUGCGGAGCACAUAGAGGGCGGUCACUUGGAGCCGCUGCGGUCGGUGACUCCUCGCCGCUGGGAGAUCGACAACCUGCUCCGCAUCAGAACCCUGGAGCAGCUCACCUCUGCCGAGAGGACUCUGCAGUCAUUAGCGCAACUACUAGGUGAAAUAUCAAACAUCGUCAUCAACGACGAAGUAGGAGCUUCCAUCAAUUCUGCAGUGGAGAGCAUUGAGUUUGCCAGCGAGCUGAUGCAGAAGGGACUGCUGGUAGACGCCUACAAGGAGUCGCAGAGUGCCUUCCUAGCUGCAGAAACUGCGUUCAUGGAGCCUAGUCUGUUAGCUUUACUGUACUUCCCGGAUGAUCAGAAGUACGCUAUCUACAUUCCAUUGUUCCUGCCGAUCAUGUUCCCAGUGGUGCUGUCUCUGAAGAAUUUGUUGCUUUGGUUCCGAGGCAAGCCUAUCCACAAGACGAAGCAGGACUGAACAAUCAGUAUUAAUUAGUUUAUUAUGAUAAUUAUUUAAUACUCUGAAUAAAUAAUUUAACUGAAAA
This is a messenger RNA of Helicoverpa armigera (cotton bollworm), 1791 nucleotides long. It is a transcript of the gene PIG-S, whose product is annotated as Phosphatidylinositol glycan anchor biosynthesis class S. NCBI's taxonomy places the organism in Eukaryota, Metazoa, Arthropoda, Insecta, Lepidoptera, Noctuidae. Gene Ontology annotation, biological process: attachment of GPI anchor to protein. The coding region runs from base 129 to 1724 and encodes 531 amino acids. The record is from RefSeq and is a predicted model, not a curated record. The transcript has 11 exons. Gene Ontology annotation, cellular component: GPI-anchor transamidase complex.